Molecule: messenger RNA, 1426 nt
Organism: Pectinophora gossypiella (pink bollworm)
Lineage: Eukaryota; Metazoa; Arthropoda; Insecta; Lepidoptera; Gelechiidae
Product: carboxypeptidase B-like
Exons: 6
Coding region: 82-1353 (423 amino acids)
Biological process (GO): proteolysis
Molecular function (GO): zinc ion binding; metallocarboxypeptidase activity
Source: RefSeq, a predicted model, not a curated record
GUUAUCUAGUGGAUUAUUGGGUAAUCGGGAGCUCAAUUAGACAAAACGGUAGCCGUGGAAGAAUCAGUUUGGUUGGCGAAGAUGUCUCGACUGGUGGUUUGCUUGCUUCUCCUGGCUUCAGUCGUCUAUGGCGACCGCCAUGAUAAAUAUGAAGGCCACCAACUUUACCGAGUUGCUGGUUCGUCCGAAGAGAUUACAAACCUAGACAACAAUCUGGACAUUCUAUCGGCCAACCCAGCUUCUAGGUCCACUUCUGGAAAGUUCGAAGCCCUGGUCAGACUGUCGCCGGAGGAGAAAGCUGAAUGGAUACCGUACUUUGAACGCAAUGGAAUGACGUACACCAAGGUCGUCGACAAUCUUGCUACUAUUCUUCGUGAUGAAGAAAACAAGAUUGAACAGGCAAGACGGCGACGAGACAGCGAUGUUCCCAUCUGGGAAGACUUCCGCAGACAUGAAGAGAUUAACGAACACUUAGACGCCCUAGCCGCUGAGUACCCCGACACAGUGACGGUCAUCAACGCAGCGCUCAGCUACGAAGGUCGUCAGAUCAAACUAGUGAGGAUCUCCACCUCGCGCUUCGAAGACCUUCGCAAACCCGUCAUUGUCAUCGACGCGGCCGUGCACGCCAGGGAAUGGAUCACCCCUCCCGUCGCUCUGUACAUCAUUAACCAACUCGUCGUUGAUAUCGUGGACAGCGACCUGACUGAGAGACUCGACUGGAUCAUCAUUCCCCUAGUUAACCCUGACGGUUACGAGUACUCCAUCGAUGAGGAUCGCAUGUGGCGUAAGACCCGCUCCUUGAAUCACCCUGGCUCCUUCGAGUGUCCUGGAGUAGACGGGAACCGCAAUUUCGACCACGAGUGGGGGACCAAUGAGAACGCUGGCAACCCCUGCACGAUCGUCUACGAAGGACCUACUCCGUUCUCUGAGUCCGAGACCAGAGUUAUCAGAGAUGCCGUUCAGCAACAGAUUAAUCGAGCUGCCAUGUACAUUUCCCUGCACAGCUUUGGAAGCAUGUUCCUCUACGCUUGGGGUAACAAUGGUUCUCUCCCUAUCAACGGGUUGAGCCUCCACUUGGCCGGAGUCCGUAUGGCGCAGGCCAUCGACAACGUCGCUCUGGAAGGCGCAGAUACUUACAUAGUUGGCAACGCUGCCCAGGUCCUUUACUUCACAACGGGUACCUCUCGCGACUGGACCCGUGCCGUAGGCGUUCCUCUAACCUACACUCUGGAGCUCCCAGGCUAUGAAUACGGGUUCCUAGUCCCGUCCGACUAUUUACCGCAGAUCGUCACCGAAACCUGGAGUGGUAUCCGCGAAGGAGCCAAAUAUGUCAUCGACGUAUAUGGUGUUUAGGCGUCGUUUAAUUGCUAAAGCAAACUUUUUUAUUAAAUCUCCUUUUGGAAUAAAAUCUUUUUGAAAACAAUAA